Molecule: messenger RNA, 1089 nt
Organism: Vavraia culicis subsp. floridensis
Lineage: Eukaryota; Fungi; Microsporidia; Pleistophoridae
Exons: 1
Coding region: 1-981 (326 amino acids)
Biological process (GO): chromatin remodeling; regulation of DNA-templated transcription
Cellular component (GO): nucleus; chromatin
Source: RefSeq, a predicted model, not a curated record
AUGACCAGUGAUCUAAAGUCCUGCGAAGAUAUUCUCAACAAAUUAAAGAGACACUCCAAGGCCACGCCGUUUUUAGAACCGGUUGACUAUGUGGCACUAAAAAUACCGGACUAUCCGGAAAAAAUAAAAACGCCCAUGGACCUUAAAACAGUCUCGCAAAAAAUGAAAGAUUACACCUCACAAACUGAGUUUGUUAACGAUGUUAAGCUGAUAUUUAGCAACUGCUAUCUCUACAAUGGUGAAGAAUCACCUAUAUCGAAGAUGGCACACGAACUUGAUACCUAUUUUGACAGUCUUUUAGGUAAAAGCCUGAAGAAUAACGUGGACCUGGAGGUGUGCACGAAUGUGCUCAACGAGUUGCUCAAAACAAAACACAAGAAGAUUAAUUGGCCGUUCUUAGAACCGGUGGAUAUCAAGCUUGUGCCAAACUAUUUGAGCGUAAUAGAAAAUCCCAUUGACCUGAGCACAAUAAAACGGAAGCUUCCGUUUUAUGAAAACCGCAUCGAAUUUUUUGCUGAUCUUCUCCUCAUGGUCAACAACUGCUACAAGUUCAACGCCAAAGGAACUGAUAUUUACAGCUGUGGCGAAGAAAUGGAGAAGCUUAUAGACAGGAACUGCGGUUUUCUGAACGAAAAGGACCUUAUAAACAACAUAUCGCAAUUAAAGUUGCAAAUGGCUACGCUCUCGAGUACGAUGUCGCUUUAUGAGGAUGUGCUUUUUCACGUGAGAAAGAAAGAAGGAAAAAGAAAAAUAUUCUCGCUUGAUGAGCGCAUUCGCAUUGCAGACAUCGUAUCCAAACUUGAUGAGGAGCGAUGCGUUAAAAUAGCGCUUAUCAUAAAGAAGAACGAUCAAAACUUUUCCAUCGCAGGCAAAGAAGAGGUUGAGGUUGAUUUUAAGAUAUUGCCAGAUUUUAUUGUCGAGGAAAUUGACACGUUUCUGAAGAAGGAGAACGUUAAUAUUGAGCAGAGUAGCGAAUGUUGAUUAAAAGAUUAUUACAGGAAAUGCGUUGUUGUGCCGUUGAAAGUAGUAGUUAGGUCUUUUUAAGGGUUCCGUAUGGAGCGAAGCAGUUCUGUGAGCAACCAAAAAUUU